GAAAGCUUCCCGUGGACCGCCUGAAGGUCCUGACGAAAUAAACAAAUUGGGGUCCUUCUUCAAUGCUAGCUAUCGAAGCGGCAUCUACGAGUUGCAUUGUGCUGUACAGCUGUUAUGGUUACGUUGAAAUACAUAAAGGUUUAUGAAAGAUAAACGUUGCUGAAGUGAUGUUGAUGUUCUAGUAUUCAGGCCCAGACCAGACGACGCCCGCCGGACUCGCACGUUGUCUCAAACACUCAAAGCUUUUGUUUUUCCAGCGGUUGUACGCGAUCUGCAUAGCUAACGGUGUUGAGAAAACAAGCUAGGUAGCUCACAGUGUUCCCCAAAAACCAUCCACACCGGGGAUUAACUCAUCCGGGUUCGGUCAAAUAAAACAACGAGGGAGGCGUUAAUGAGCUGCAAUGUCUGGCAUUGCUCUUAGCAGAUUGUCUCAGGAGCGCAAAGCCUGGAGGAAAGACCACCCCUUCGGAUUUGUUGCUGUGCCCACUAAAAACCCAGAUGGCACCAUGAAUCUGAUGAACUGGGAGUGCGCCAUCCCUGGGAAGAAAGGAACCUUGUGGGAAGGGGGCUUGUACAAGCUGAGAAUGCUGUUCAAAGACGACUACCCAUCCUCCCCUCCCAAGUGCAAGUUCGAGCCUCCUAUAUUCCACCCCAAUGUGUACCCGUCAGGCACCGUCUGUCUGUCCAUCCUGGAGGAAGACAAGGACUGGAGGCCGGCCAUCACCAUCAAGCAGAUCCUACUGGGCAUCCAGGAGCUUCUGAAUGAACCCAACAUCCAGGACCCAGCCCAGGCAGAGGCCUACACCAUCUACUGCCAGAACAGGAUGGACUACGAGAAGAGGGUGAGGGCGCAGGCCAAGAAGUUCGCCCCCACAUAGAGGCCCCCCCCCCCCCCCCCCCCCCGGCCGGCCGGCCCACCCAGCAGAGGGGGGGCCAAACUCCAAGGACCACUCCAAAAAGAACCACCUUUUAAUCCAUUUUACUAUUCUACAGGACUCACGUUAAACUUCUUCUUUUCUGCCCAUCAUGUCUUCUUGGUCCGUGGACGAGGAAUGUUCAAACGUCUUGAUCGUUUUUUUUGUAUUUAGCUCCUCCCACUGGACUUAGACAUGAAUGCACCCCCACCAUACCGCUUCGAUUUGCCCUGAUUUCCUGUGCGGCCGUAGGCCUGCGUUCAGCCCCUUGUGUCCAAAGGCACCAGGACGGGCCCUGCUGCCUAUUGUAUUGUUAAAAAUAAAACAUCAGUAGCCUUUUAGUUCCCUCUGAGUCUGUUACUCCUGACCGGAGCUCCGGUCGGCGCUCCCUCUCUCGCUGAGGCUUUGUUCUUGUUUUUCGACGGUCCUUUUCUUACACUCAGCCCGAUGGACGGAGGCGUUGGCUCCAGGAGGUGAUGGCUCCAGGAGGCGAUGGGCGGUAUGCCCGCGCUGCAGAGCGACCCAGCGUAGGGGCGGAGCCGUACCAGGGAACCCUCUUGUUUUAGUGUUUAGCUCCUCCCUUAAGUCUGCUCAAGAUUUGAUAACUAAGGUCAUCACUACGAUUGAAGUCCGAAUGAAAGUGCCCUUGGGCUCCAGAAGAGGUUGUUGAUCCCUGUGGGCUAACCGUCCCAGGGAUCAUUAAGCCCCGGGCGGGGUGCUAGAGGUUGUUGAUCCCUGUGGGUUAACCGUCCCAGGGAUCAUUAAGCCCCGGGCGGGGUGCUAGAGGUUGUUGAUCCCUGUGGGUUAACCGUCCCAGGGAUCAUUAAGCCCCGGGCGGGGUGCUAGAGGUUGUUGAUCCCUGUGGGUUAACCGUCCCAGGGAUCAUUAAGCCCCGGGCGGGGUGCUAGAGCUACGCAGUCUCCUCAUUGGGCGGCCUGUCUUACGCUCGGCCGCGUGUACAUAGCAUCUGUCUCCUUUCCGUUCCUCAAUGUCCCAUCCAGCCUCCGUUCCUUAAUGUUCUCGUUUGAUUGGCUGGCGGGGGGUCCACCAGGUGAGAGGGGGCGGGCUCACAGCCUAAGAGGGGCUUUAAAAACAGGUUUGCUUUGCCUCUGAAGAAAUGAGUGCAUGUACAUAAUAUAAAUACGGAAAACUGUGGAGGUUAUGUUUUAUAUCGUUUUAGCCAGUUGACAUUUGUGUGUGGUAUUAAAAGCAAAUGAACACAGUUAAUGUAAUAUUAAGAAAUUGAAUAAAAGACUUAAAAUCA
Molecule: messenger RNA, 2178 nt
Organism: Gadus morhua (Atlantic cod)
Lineage: Eukaryota; Metazoa; Chordata; Actinopteri; Gadiformes; Gadidae
Product: SUMO-conjugating enzyme UBC9
Exons: 7
Coding region: 402-878 (158 amino acids)
Source: RefSeq, a predicted model, not a curated record